AUGCUGUUUGUGGGAUCAUCUCUCAUAGGGCUGUAUUCAAGAUGUGGUGAUAUUGAGGAAGCAGCUAAAGCGUUUGAUGAAAUAAUUGAGAGAGAUAUUGUUGCUUAUACGUCUUUGAUUACAGGCUAUGCUCAAGUUGGUGAUCACCGAGCAUAUGAGGCUUUUAGAGUUGCUUAUCGUAUGCAGAUGGAAGAAAUUGAUCCUAAUCGGGUGACCUUAGUGAGCUUACUUCAGGCAGCGUCAGAGUUAGGAGCAUUAGAAGAGGGUCAAUCAGUUCAUGGGUAUGCUAUUAGAAGAGGUAUUGGUUGUUCAGAUGAAGUCUUUGAAACAAGUCUGAUGGACGUGUAUAUGAAGUGUGGGCCACCAAAUAUGGCGGCCGCAGUUUUUGGCAGAAUGGGCACAAGGACUGUGGGUUCCUGGAAUGCUUUGAUUUCUCGUCAUCUUCAGUUGGGGCCGCCCCUAGAGGCAUUGCAUCUUUUCUUUCAAAUGGUCCAAGGAAAUUAUGAGCUUGAUUUGGUUACUUUAGCAAAUGGGCUUUUGAGUUAUGCUGACUUGGAGAAUUUGCUCGUAGGUAAGAUCAUCCAUGCUUAUAUUGUGCGAACUGGUGCUCAACUUGAUAUUGUUGCUACCACAGCUCUGAUUGAUAUGUAUUUGAAAUGCAACCAUUUAAUCCAGGCCAGGGAAGUCUUCAAUAGAAUUGAGGAAAGGAUGUUAUCUUAUUUAAUGUGCUGA
Ilex paraguariensis (yerba mate) is the source of this 732-nucleotide messenger RNA. NCBI's taxonomy places the organism in Eukaryota, Viridiplantae, Streptophyta, Magnoliopsida, Aquifoliales, Aquifoliaceae. The record is from the annotation of a GenBank genome assembly.